Molecule: messenger RNA, 486 nt
Organism: Emiliania huxleyi CCMP1516
Lineage: Eukaryota; Haptophyta; Isochrysidales; Noelaerhabdaceae
Product: glycine cleavage system protein H
Exons: 3
Coding region: 1-486 (161 amino acids)
Biological process (GO): protein lipoylation; glycine decarboxylation via glycine cleavage system
Cellular component (GO): glycine cleavage complex; mitochondrion; cytoplasm
Source: RefSeq, a predicted model, not a curated record
AUGAAGACGCCUACCAGUCGUGAGACGGGGCGCGAUCCGGUGGGGGCCACGCCGUGCGAGCCGCGCUUACGCGUGGUUCUUCUCACUGCCCUCGCGGUCGCUUCAAUCGGCGCAUUCGCCGUCCUCAGGGUUCAAGACGCAAAGGCAAUUCAGCACGAUGAUCUCGCGCCCAACCGUGAGAAGUCAGCAGGAACCUACUACACCAAGGACCACGAGUGGGUGAAGGUGGAGGGCGAUAUCGGCACGAUCGGCAUCACCAACUUCGCGCAGGAGGCGCUCGGUGAUAUCGUCUACGUCGAAUUGCCCGAGACAGGCGUUGAGUUCGGCAAGGGCGCGAGUAUUUGCGCCGUCGAGUCGGUCAAGGCAGCCUCGGACGUCUACUCGCCCGUUACGGGCGAGGUGACUGAGAUCAAUGAGGCGGUCGACAAUGAUUCGGCAGUCGUCAAUGGGUUGGGGCGAGUAGAUGGUAUGGGUUGGGGCGAGUAG